AUGACCACAACGAAAAGUUCUUUGCGUAGCAUCUUGCCGCAACUCGAGACGGCCCUCAAGUCUUUCCAAUCAUCUGAUUUCAAGUUCCGCAUUGUCCGAAGUAUCAACCCUUCUUCUUCAAAUCCGCCCUCUCCAAAGACUCUGUUCAUCCUCGAUUCAUCGUUCAAUCCACCUUCCAAGGCCCACCUGGCUCUUGCCAGAUCUGCUCUGCACUCUUCUUCAACCCAACAGCAUCAAUCUCCAUUCAGAUUGCUACUCCUCUUCAGCACUCACAAUGCUGACAAGGCUCCCUCCGCGGCCUCUUUUCCCCAACGUCUGGCUCUCAUGACCAUCUUUGCUGAGGACUUGCUGAGGGAUCUCCAAACUGUGGCCAACCACAAAGAUUAUGUGCUGCCAGCAAUUGACAUUGGCUUGACCACCGCUCCUUACUACACCGAUAAGAGCUUGGCCAUCUCGAAAGAGGGCGCUGAGCGUUAUCCAGACUCUCCCAGACAUGUGCAUCUUUUGGGCUUUGACACUAUUACCCGCUUCUUCGCUGCCAAGUACUAUCCCAACUUCGAUCCGCCAUUUUCGGCACUCAUCCCUUACUUUGACGAGGGUCACCGACUGCGUGUGACUCUUCGACCCUCAGAUGAGUACGGCACAUUGGAGUCACAGCAGGAGUUUAUCAAUUCGUUGGCUAGAGGUGACAUGGAGUCGGACGGAGGCAAACGGGAAUGGGCUUCCCAAAUUGAGGUUGUACAUGCAGAGGAAGGUGUCGGCGUCAGUAGCACGAGAGUCAGAAAGGCGGCCAAGCAACAAGACUGGGACGAGGUCCAACAGCUUUGCACCGAGGGGGUUGCACAGGCUGUGAGAGAGGAUACCAUCUAUGAAAGUGACGAUAAAGGUGCCAAAAUGGCCUAG
Messenger RNA from Aureobasidium namibiae CBS 147.97, 903 nucleotides. RefSeq names its product Nucleotidylyl transferase. Gene Ontology annotation, cellular component: cytoplasm; nucleus. NCBI's taxonomy places the organism in Eukaryota, Fungi, Ascomycota, Dothideomycetes, Dothideales, Saccotheciaceae. The record is from RefSeq and is a predicted model, not a curated record. Gene Ontology annotation, molecular function: nicotinamide-nucleotide adenylyltransferase activity; ATP hydrolysis activity. The transcript has a single exon. The coding region runs from base 1 to 903 and encodes 300 amino acids.